This is a messenger RNA of Toxotes jaculatrix (banded archerfish), 2262 nucleotides long. It is a transcript of the gene sft2d1, whose product is annotated as SFT2 domain containing 1. Bases 175 to 657 code for a protein of 160 amino acids. NCBI's taxonomy places the organism in Eukaryota, Metazoa, Chordata, Actinopteri, Toxotidae. Gene Ontology annotation, cellular component: membrane. Gene Ontology annotation, biological process: vesicle-mediated transport. The record is from RefSeq and is a predicted model, not a curated record. The transcript is spliced from 8 exons.
AACCGAUUCAGAGGCAGUACCGAAAGGAAGUAUCGUUCAGGAAGUCAAAGUCGCUAUUGCGACGUUCACAACUUGUAGACAUAGUUAAAUGGUAAACGUACAGUCAGAAAUAUAUAGAGAUAUAUAAACCGGACGGCACUGUUUUCUAACCAGUUUGCAUGCUAGCCUCUAGCGAUGGACAAGCUUCGUCGUGUGCUAAGCGGCCAGGAGGAAAAUGAAGAGCUGGGACUCACUGCACAGAUCCUUGAUGCCUCCACUCUCAGCUACAGUACCAGGGUGAAAUGGUUCAUCAUAUGCUUUGCUGGGGGCAUCCUGUGUUCAAUACUCGGUACAGCACUGUUGUUCCUUCCAAAUGGAAUCAAGCUUUUCGCUGUCUUCUACACACUAGGGAAUGUCGCAGCUCUUGCCAGCACCUGCUUCCUAAUGGGACCACUUAAACAGCUGAAGCGCAUGUUUGAACCAACAAGACUGAUAGCCACCAUUGUGAUGCUGCUCUGCCUUGUCUUAACACUCUGUGCAGUGUUUUGGUGGCAUAAAAAGGGACUGGCUAUCAUCUUCUGUAUUCUGCAGUUUUUGGCAAUGACAUGGUAUAGCAUCUCUUACAUUCCAUUUGCCAGGGAUGCUGUGAUGAAAUGCUUCACAACCUGUCUGAGUUAGGACGCAGAGUUCACAAUUUCAUAUGAAGACUGGUCCUAAUAUGCAAACUGCAAGAAGAGUGGCUCUGUAAAAUAUAAAUCUAUGUUGUUUAUACACUAUAUCUCCAAAUUUUUUUUACUGUGGCUGUUUCAUAAUGUGAAGUUUUGCUUUUUAGGUCUUGCUGAAGGUCUGUAACAAUAAUCAGAUUCUAACACUUUCAGUCUUUUUGCCUUUGUUGUGCGAGAAACGAAUGCCUUUAAUGCUUAAUAUAUUUAAAGAUAAUUCAGAGGAUUUUAUAUCAUUUAAAUGCAGGGAAAUUAUUUCAACUUGCCUAUACAUUGUAAUUUACAACACAAGUGCCUUAACAUUGAGCAUACACAUAUGACAGACCUGUUGACCCGCCGUACAUAUUUACAUCUUUUAACAGUGUGAAAUUCUCUUUACUUCUGGAUUUCUUCUGACUUCUUACACACACACAUUAUUAAAACACAUUGUCUUUCUGUUUUUCUGUCUGUGUAUGAGGCACUGAUGCAUAAAGAGGCUCUCAGAUGCUGUUCCAUGUUUAUAUAUGAUCAUUUUCCCUGAGGCAGUGGGGGCACUGCUUCACUGAUGAUGCACAGGGAUAUAUGAUAUCCACUGCUCUUCUGAGGUCUUUCCAGUUAAAUUAAAAAAGCAGCCCCUGUCUAGUCUGUUAGUCUUCAAUGCACAUUUGAACACACCUGCCCCCCCCCUCCCCCCCAGCUCAACAAAUUACAUUAAAAUUGCUUCUCUUUUUUAAAUUUGAUUUCCUGCCAGAUGUAGCAAUGACCCAGUUAAUUACGCUUUUCUGAGCAUUGAGGUUUGACGUGACCUAAUAACCCAAUAUAGCUUGCAUCGGGUUCCCCAUAGUGGUUCAGUGUGAUGGCAUAGCCUUUGAGGAUGUGGUUGUCAUGACAACCUCCUUCAGAAGAUUCAUAACCUCUGCCUACCCCCCAUCUGUGGUACAGAUGCUCACAUUAUCCUGUUGAGAAUGUGUGUUUUCGUUUUAUGGCACACCUUGGACCGGCACUCAGUCAUGAAUACAUCGCCAAAUUCUGGUUUACACCAGCAAUUAAUAAAUAAAGUAAAACCAUUUUUACACCAGUCUCUGCAUUAAAAAAAACUUUAAUGCAUCCUAUUAUCCAUCAGUUGCAGGAUUUGCCCAGAAACAUGCCUCAAGGUUUUCUUUGUUGCUGAUGUGACUAAAUAAUUGCAUUUUCCUUCCUGUUGUGCAGCCCCCACAUAGUUUCUUUAGAUGAUUGUAUAAUGUGUUGGUGGAUUAACAUGGACAAAAUCUCCACUCAGUACGACUUGUUCAACUAACUUGGCAAAGACCCAGCAAAUCCCUCUCAAAGUAAUCUUGGGGAUAAAAUAAUUCAGUUGAAUGAAGGGACUGUGGUUGUUUUUGUGAUCUGUUUUCUUUACCCGCCAUUUUUGGAUUACGCCACUUAAGUUUGAGGAUGAAGGGGAAGUAUCCCGACCUCAGCAAUCUGUUAGUGUAUCAGCUGCAUCCUCUUCAUUACAUCUAAUCCUUUCUUAUGUCAGAAGAAGGCUUCCACGCCACAACAACCACUGCAAUUAAACAAAUCUGUGUCCUGUUCAGCUCCA